GGGAAAAAAGGGCAGUGAACAUAGCAGUUUGCAGAAGAAAUGGAGAGCGGCCUCGCAUAUGCAGGAGCGGCUCAGCCUAACCAUCUCCUCUCCCCUUCACGCAAUCUCAUGAGGCUACUCUCUCCAGCCUCCUUCAGAGACAGAAGAGAGUUCCCUUCCUCAUCAUUUCUGAAGCUUCAGAAUCAGCUCCCUUUUAAGUCCUCUCUCCAAACGACUUUCUCUACGCAUCGUGAAGCAGCGGUAUUGUCUGAUCCUAGCAGUGAAACAUUUGAAUUGGCUGAUAUAAAUUGGGAUGACCUUGGAUUUGGUCAUGUGGCAACCGAUUAUAUGUAUGUCAGCAAAUGUCCCAAAGGUGGUAACUUUUCUGGUGGUGAAUUAGUACGUUUCGGGAACAUUGAAUUGAGCCCAUCAUCUGGAGUUUUAAAUUAUGGCCAGGGAUUAUUUGAAGGCUUGAAAGCAUACAGGAAACAAGAUGGUUCUAUUCUACUUUUUCGUCCCGAGGAGAAUGCAUUGCGGAUGUGGAUGGGUGCAGAUAGGAUGUGCAUGGAAUCACCAUCUAUUGAACAGUUUGUGGAAGCCAUUAAACUCACCGUGUUGGCAAAUAAACGUUGGGUUCCUCCUGCAGGUAAAGGCUCCUUAUAUAUCAGGCCACUGCUUUUGGGAAGUGGAGCUGUUCUUGGUCUUGCACCUGCCCCUGAAUACACUUUUCUGAUUUUUGUUUCUCCUGUUGGGAACUAUUUCAAGGAGGGACUAGCACCAAUUCAUUUGAUCGUUGAGAAUGAAUUCCAUCGUGCAACUCCUGGUGGAACUGGAGGUGUAAAGACUAUUGGAAACUAUGCUGCGGUUCUGAAAGCACAAAGUGCAGCAAAAGCCAAAGGCUAUUCUGAUGUCCUGUACCUUGAUUCUGUCCACAAUAGAUAUCUGGAGGAGGUUUCCUCUUGUAAUGUUUUUGUUGUGAAGGAUUCAGUUAUUUCCACUCCAGCAAUAAAAGGGACUAUUUUGCCUGGUAUUACGCGGAAGAGUAUAAUUGAUGUUGCUCUUAGCCAAGGAUUCAAGGUUGAGGAGCGCCUUGUAUCAGUGGAGGAGUUGCUUGAUGCUGACGAAGUUUUCUGUACAGGAACAGCAGUGGUUGUGUCACCUGUGGGAAGCAUAACCUACCUUGAUAAAAGGGUGUCCUAUGGAGAUAGAAAAGUAGGUGCUGUGUCUCAGCAACUCUAUACAGCGCUUACAAGUCUACAGGUGGGUCUUUCAGAGGACAAAAUGGGUUGGACUGUUGAGUUGAAGUAAGCAGUACAGAAUUAACCUGUUAAUUUGUUUGCAUUUUACAUUUGUGAAAGCCUCUCUGUUACCAUGGAGUGAACAAUAUUCAGUUUUUAUUAUUUACUUGACAGUCUGGGACUUAAAGUUCAAUAUUCAAGAGUUUUGAAUUCAUUUCA
Molecule: messenger RNA, 1436 nt
Organism: Telopea speciosissima
Lineage: Eukaryota; Viridiplantae; Streptophyta; Magnoliopsida; Proteales; Proteaceae
Product: branched-chain amino acid aminotransferase 2, chloroplastic-like
Exons: 10
Coding region: 40-1287 (415 amino acids)
Biological process (GO): branched-chain amino acid metabolic process
Cellular component (GO): chloroplast
Molecular function (GO): branched-chain-amino-acid:2-oxoglutarate transaminase activity
Source: RefSeq, a predicted model, not a curated record